Messenger RNA from Lotus japonicus, 765 nucleotides. RefSeq names its product 17.4 kDa class III heat shock protein. The coding region runs from base 139 to 606 and encodes 155 amino acids. Lineage: Eukaryota; Viridiplantae; Streptophyta; Magnoliopsida; Fabales; Fabaceae. The transcript has 3 exons. The record is from RefSeq and is a predicted model, not a curated record. Gene Ontology annotation, biological process: response to salt stress; response to heat; protein folding.
GAACUUUCUUCACUCCUCACCAUUUUUCUAAACCCCUGUUUAAGUAUACCUUUCUCAUCACAAUUUCCCUUACUAACCCAUUUUUAGACGGUGGCACAAUAACAGGUUCUGAGUAAUUGUUGUGUGAGACUGGUGAAAAUGAACGGAACUGGUGACUUGUUCAAUGCUGCAGUUAACAAUCUGUUGAAUUUUCCUGAAACCAUGGAAAAGCUAAUGUUUCCUUCUAGAGGACAUGACAAUCAAGAGAACAGAGGAGGAGUUUCUAGUAUACCAGUGGAUAUUUUGGACACUCCCAAAGAGUAUGUGUUCUUCAUGGAUGUUCCUGGUCUAUCCAAGUCUGAAAUUCAGGUUACUAUUGAAGAUGAAAAUACUCUUGUGAUAAGGAGCAAUGGGAAGAGGAAACGUCAAGAUAGUGAAGAUGAAGGGUGCAAGUAUCUUAGGCUGGAGAGGAGAGGGCCUCAGAAUUUGCUGAGGAAGUUUCGUUUGCCUGAGAAUGCAAAUGUGUCAGCUAUCACAGCAAAAAGUGAAAAUGGGGUUCUCACUGUGGUUGUAGAGAAGCUGCCUCCACCUCAAAAAUCCAAAACAGUUGAAGUUGCAAUAGCCUGAAGGAUGAUAGUUUGUAUCGGGAGCUAGUUCCCCCUAUUUUUUCUUGUUUUUAGUUUGUUUUAGCUACUUGCUUAGGAGUCUAGGGCUUCUAGGUUUGCCUUUUUGGUUUCUUCAGGUCACAAUGUAAAAGUGUUUAAUCAGUGUUUCUUGUUUUUAUGA